Messenger RNA from Siniperca chuatsi (mandarin fish), 1571 nucleotides. RefSeq names its product chromatin accessibility complex subunit 1 (gene chrac1). Lineage: Eukaryota; Metazoa; Chordata; Actinopteri; Centrarchiformes; Sinipercidae. The record is from RefSeq and is a predicted model, not a curated record. Gene Ontology annotation, molecular function: protein heterodimerization activity. Gene Ontology annotation, cellular component: CHRAC; nucleus. The transcript is spliced from 5 exons. The coding region runs from base 267 to 632 and encodes 121 amino acids.
UGGGAGCCGAAACGUCUUGAUUCUGAAAACAGUGUCCAGAUGACUACGACUGAAACCUUUUCUACGAUAGAACACUCCUGGACGAAUGAGGGACUACACCGUCUUCUUCAAAUGUACAAAACUGGGCUGUAGAGCCCACAAACAGCAGGUGGCGGUAAUCCAGUGCAACGGCCGCCAACUACUGUUAAUUUGAACACGAAGAAGAAAAGCGUCACCAUUCAAAACAAUACUUCAAGUUCCGCCUGUCGGUCUGGCGCCGUGUCCUCAUGAAGAUGUCUCAAAAUAAUCCCGACAAAGACGACCAAACGUCAGUUGACAAAAAAAACAUCUCCCUCCCAAUCUCCAGAGUGAGGUUGAUAAUGAAGAGCUCCCCUGAUGUCUCCAGCAUCAACCAGGACGCUCUUUUUCUCACCACCAAGGCGACAGAGCUGUUUGUCCAACACCUGGCUCUGUCCUCAUUCAACAACGGCUCCGGGAAAGAAAGCAACAGCCUGUCGUACAGCGACCUGGCUCACACCGCAGAGGAGACGGAAACUUUCCACUUUCUCACAGAUAUCCUACCUAAGAAGAUCUUGGCUCGAGAAUACCUCAAGUCUUUGGAACAAAUGCGAGAAGAGGAAGCUGACUUUUAAAAAGGACACUGGCUGAAUUUCACUUCUGGAUAGAUGUUAUGUAGGGAAAAUGUGAAAUCAAAUGAAGAUUCAGAGAUCACAACAACAUGCAGAGUCAUAGAGGAACAUAGAAGUUGUACCAUAUGUCUGAGAUAAAUACUUGAUACCAGAAAGCUAAAUUUGUAACACUGGCGUAAACAAAGCAACCUUAGAUGAAUCAUAGUGCGAUCACCCCUCAAGUUCUCUGCAGAAUUGAUCACCUCUACAAAGACAAUAUUUUUGUGUAGGCUAAAGUACUGUUGUUGCUAAUAAAUGAUGCACUUGAAUAGUAAUUUUGAACAUUUUAGGAUUUCAGAACAAUUAAGCAUUUGGCCCGAAUUCCUGAAGGUUUUCUGGUAGCAGUGUUAUAAGUUUCAGGCUUGUUUUGCAUGCACAACAAUCAGGAGGGGUGAAUUGUUCUUCCCUAACAACUUGCAGGCCUAUCUGAGCUCACUCCAUGUAACAGACCAAGACAUAAUGGGAAUCCAUUCCACACAGCUGGAGCACAGAUGUCUCAGCUCCUGAGUUAUUAUUGCCUUUAAAAUAUGAUCGGGUGAACACUUUAUUUUCGAGAUGCUGUCAAACAUUGAUUUUCAAAGUGAAAUAUACUGAUGUUACUGAUUCUAAGUUAUAUAUGAUUGUUUAAAAAAAAGAUAUAGUCGUGUUUAAGUUGUGAGUAUCAUAAAUACUUGAAAGUUGUUUGAACUAAUCAAAAGUACAAACACCUCCUUUUUUUCCAGCUUAACUACAAAGAACCUGAACAUGCUGUGUCUUUUCAAAUGAAAACUCACCCUCAGCCUAAUAGAUGUGACUAUUUAAAGUGUAUAUAACAGCUGACCACCUUACAAAGCAUCUUCCUCAUAAACAUACAAAUUAAUUGUUUAGAUUUGAUAUUAAAAUAAAGAUUCAUGCUGUCUGAUA